AUGGCCAAGCUGGUGGAGUGCGUCCCCAACUUCUCUGAGGGGAAUAACAAAGAGGUGAUCGAUGCACUGGGGCAGGCCAUCUCCCGGACACCGGGCUGCGUGCUGCUAGACGUGGAUGCUGGUGCCUCUACCAACCGCACCGUCUACACCUUUGUGGGGUCCCCUGAGGCUGUCGUGGAAGGGGCGCUGAAUGCAGCCCGAGUGGCUGCACAGCUCAUUGACAUGAGCCGGCACACAGGCGAACACCCUCGCAUGGGGGCCCUGGACGUCUGCCCCUUCGUGCCCGUGAUGAACGGCAGCAUGGAGGAGUGUGUCACCUGUGCCCACAUCUUUGGGCAGCGCUUAGCAGUGGAGCUGGGGGUGCCUGUUUACCUGUACGCAGAGGCAGCGAGGGAGGAGAGCAGGAAAACCCUGCCUGCCAUCCGCACUGGGGAGUAUGAGGCUCUCCCUGAGAAGCUUGCAAAACCAGAGUGGGCUCCUGAUUUUGGGCCCCCAACCUUUGUCCCCCGAUGGGGGGCCACGGUGACAGGUGCCCGGACCUUCCUCAUCGCAUACAAUGUCAACCUGCUGUGCACCAAGGAGCUG
Molecule: messenger RNA, 585 nt
Organism: Tauraco erythrolophus (red-crested turaco)
Lineage: Eukaryota; Metazoa; Chordata; Aves; Musophagiformes; Musophagidae
Source: RefSeq, a predicted model, not a curated record